Molecule: messenger RNA, 938 nt
Organism: Exophiala oligosperma
Lineage: Eukaryota; Fungi; Ascomycota; Eurotiomycetes; Chaetothyriales; Herpotrichiellaceae
Exons: 1
Coding region: 146-934 (262 amino acids)
Molecular function (GO): oxidoreductase activity
Source: RefSeq, a predicted model, not a curated record
CUUGAUUUAUCAUCACGUCUUUUCUCGUUCCUCUCAACUUUGCUUAUCGUACUUUGACUCGCCCACCCCAUAUAUUCACGUACCUAUAGCUGGCAUUCAUACCCCCUUUUCGAUUACCUGGUACCACUGCCAACCCCCCCAAACCAUGGCCACCCGCAAACUGUCAGGGACGUCCGUCCUCGUGAUCGGAGGCACAUCCGGCAUAGGUUACGGAGUCGUCAAGGGGCUCGUCGAACACGGAGCCUCAAACGUCUACAUUUCUUCAUCCCGUCAAUCGAAAAUCGAUUCCACCAUUGCCCGUCUCAGAGAGACUUACCCCGACGACAUCGACACCACCACCCGCGUCACGGGUAUACCGUGCGACCUGUCCGACGAGGCCAACCUGGAAUCCAACGUCAAAGGUCUCUACGCCGCCAUCCCGAACAAACUCGACCACGUCGUUUUCACGGCCGGCGAUACACUCGGGAUCAAACCACUCGACCAGGUCGACUUCGCCUUUUUCAAACAAGCCGGCAUGGUACGGUUUUUCGCCCCGUUCUUGGUGACCAAGUACGCCCGGGACCACCUGGUGCCCGGGGUCGCCAGCAGCGUCACCUUGACCACCGGAGGGGUGAGCGAGAAACCGAACCCGAACUGGUCGGCCAUCACACCUUACAUGACGGGUUUGCACGGCAUGUGCAGGCAGUUUGCUCUGGAACUGGCCCCGAUCAGGGUCAACAUCGUCAGUCCGGGGGCGGUCAGGACCGAAUUGUGGGACGGCAGUUUCAAGGACCCCAAGGUCCGCGACGCCGCCUUCCAACAGUACGCCAAAAAAAUGACCACGGGUCAGGUCGGGCACGUGGAGGACGUGGCCGAAUCUUACCUUUACUCUAUGAAGGACAAGAAUUGUACGGGGACGGUGAUCAGGUCUGACGGAGGGGCAUUUUUGUUGUAGUUUG